Cantharellus anzutake is the source of this 2127-nucleotide messenger RNA. RefSeq lists its product as uncharacterized. The coding region runs from base 1 to 2127 and encodes 708 amino acids. The transcript is spliced from 17 exons. Gene Ontology annotation, molecular function: 4 iron, 4 sulfur cluster binding; aconitate hydratase activity. The record is from RefSeq and is a predicted model, not a curated record. Gene Ontology annotation, cellular component: mitochondrion; cytosol. Lineage: Eukaryota; Fungi; Basidiomycota; Agaricomycetes; Cantharellales; Hydnaceae.
AUGGGCCCCCAUAAAAGUAUCAGGAACAUACAAAGACUUCUCUCGUUCUAUUCAAAAAGAGCUCUAGCAACGCACUCUUCCUUACAGGACAAAGACUGCACGUCGCUGACCCCACCAUAUCCGCUCUUGCCGCUUUCCCUCGCGGAAAAGAUAUUGUUCUCUCAUCUGGAUGACCCCUCUAAAUCUUUGGAUGGUGCAGGCGCCAAUGGAAUAGUGCGUGGAGAAAGAUAUCUGCAACUGAAGCCUGCUCGCGUCGCAAUGCAGGAUGCCUCUGCCCAGCAAGUAUUUCCCCAUUUUGACAUUUUACUGCAAUUCAUGACGUGCGGGCUCCCCUCCACCGCUGUCUCCGCCUCUAUCCAUUGCGAUCACCUCAUACAAGCAAAUGUGGGGGCUGCGACAGAUCUGAAAAGGUCAAUCGAGAAUAACAUUGAAGUAUUCAAUUUUUUGGAAAGCGCAGCCAAGAAAUAUGUCGGGGGUGCUGACGCUGUGGAUGCUAUGACUGGGACUCCAUGGGAGCUGAAAGCCCCCAACAUCGUCGGGAUUCAUCUUACGGGGACGAUGAGCGGAUGGACAACACCCAAGGAUGGAGGUACCGGGCGUAUAUUGGAAUACUUUGGACCAGGGGUGCAUGCACAGUCAGCCACUGGGCUUGCGACGAUUGCAAACAUGGGUGCGGAGGUCGGCGCGACAACUUCCACAUUCCCGUACACUGAGAAUAUGGGGAGGUAUCUUCGUGCGACUCGUCGUGGGCCCGUUGCCGAGGCUGCUUCGUGGGCAGCUAAGCGUGGCUUCUUGAGGGCAGAUGAGGGUGUUGAGUACGAUGAAUCAAUAGAGAUCAACUUGUCUGAACUGGAACCAACCAUUAAUGGCCCAUUUACUCCGGAUCUGGCGACGCCCUUAUCCAAGUUUGGCUCCUUCGUUGCCGAAAAUGGUCUCAUAGGCUCAUGCACCAAUAGCUCAUAUGAGGACAUGACUCGCGUCGCAAGUAUCGCCCGGCAAGCUAAAUCCGCUGGUCUCAAAGCGAAGGUCCCUUUUCUGUGCACACCUGGUUCAGAGCAAAUUCGGGCCACAAUCGAGCGAGACGGUUUGACUGACGUUCUUCAAGAUGUGGGCGCUGUCGUGCUGGCGAAUGCAUGUGGGCCAUGCAUCGGCCAAUGGAAACGGGAUGAGAAGAAAGGCGAAGACAAUGAGUCUCUUUACAGCAACUUUAAGGGGAGAAAUGAUGGAAAUAGCAAGACGAUGAACUUCCUUGCUUCUCCGGAGAUUGUCACUGCCAUGGCCUUUUCUGGAGAUCUGACAUUCAACCCCAUGACGGAUUCAUUGAUAGAUACUCAUGGACAACCAUUCAAGUUUGACCCACCGAGCGGUAGCAAUCUUCCUGAAAAUGGCUUUGAACCUGGCAAAACUGCCUAUACCCCUCCCCCAUCGCCUAUUCCACACCCCGAGACGGAGGUCAUCAUUUCGCCUGCAUCAACGCGAUUGGAAGCCUUGAAACCAUUCCCGUCUCACUUCACAGGUACAAACCUGGAACUUCCGACUAUGGAAGUCCUUAUGCGUGUCCGGGGCAAGUGUACAACGGAUCACAUUUCUGCGGCUGGCCCGUGGCUGAAAUUUAAGGGCCAUUUAACAAACAUUUCCGAGAACACGCUAUUUACGGCGACAAAUGAUGAGAACGGUCAAGUAAAUGUCGUAGUAGACCAUCUCACCGGGGAAGAGACAUCCAUCCCGGAUCUGGCCAAAAGAUUCAAGAUGCGAUCUCAGCCUUGGGCGCUCAUUGUCGAUCAAAAUUACGGCGAAGGGAGCGCCCGGGAGCAUGCGGCAAUGCAGCCACGCUUUUUGGGUGGUUCCCUCAUUAAACAAGGCAUUCUUCCACUUUGGUUUGUGAACAAGGAAGACUACUCGCUUAUCUCCUCGGGCGAUCUUAUCCAGACCGUGGGUCUUGACGAUGUAUUCAAUGGUAUUCCAGGAGCGACCAUCAAGUUGAAAGUGACGAAGCGGCCACAACAGAGCGACGUGAAGGGUGCUGGGCUAGAGGUAAUCCUAAUUGAGACUAGACAUACCAUGUCCCCCGACCAGCUCAACUGGCUGCGUGCUGGCUCAGCAUUGAACUUCAUCCGAGAACAGUAG